AUGUCUCGCGAUCAAGAGGGGGUGUGCCCAAAUCUCAACCUCCAGGACGCCUCGGUCGAAGUGCAAAAACAAGGCAAGCCCACUGAGACACGCACGUGGUACUGCCUCUCUGACCCAGCCAAUGGAUCGCUCAUCGAGGACCUGACUGUCUGCUCAGACUGUGUAGCGCGUCUCUACCAUAUCUUUCCCUGCCUGAACCGCAUAUUCCAGCCUGUAGCCAAUGGUCAAAAGCUGCCAGCCACCUGUGACCUUCUCACUGCACGCGAUAUUGGCACUCGAGGAGAAGAGUACAUAAACCAGAUCAUUGAGACAGCCUUAGAAACGCUAGAGACUCGCACCCGGGACAUGCGGUCUUUGGCCAAGUAUGUCAAGAAAUGGGCUCCAAUCCCGAUCUGCGCGAAGGCCCAACAUGCUCCGCAUGGCACUCCAUCAUACACAUUCCCGCAGAGCAUACCGAACUUCGCAGCAUGUCAGGAGUGCUACACAAAGCACGCGCUGCCGCUUCUCGAAUCGGACGCACCACCAAUCGUGCUCAAAGAGAUGAAGCCGAGUAUGUCCCCCACCGGUUUCAUCUGCGACCUGUACUCCCCACGGCUCCUGCAGUACUUCAAAGACGCCUGCGCCUCGUACAAUCUCGACACUUACAAGCAGCGACUGCUCACCCGAGAGGCCAAGAUGCAGGAGUACAAUCUCAAGCUCGAGCAGAUGAAGUUGCAGCACCAGCAGUUCCAACGGCAGAUGCGCAUCUACAAAACGCAGCAGCAGAUGGAGCAGAGCAGUGCAACGAUCAGGAGUAUGCAGUGGAGCACUAGUGCGUAUUACGCUCCGCCUGUUGAUUUUAGCCGCGUCAACGCCGCGAUGAAUAAGAGUCACGAAGCUAUGAUGCAGGCGGAGAUGGUGGAGGAGAACAUGAAGAUGUUGAGGAAGGAGUGGGCUGACCUUUGGGAGUAA
Molecule: messenger RNA, 951 nt
Organism: Ascochyta rabiei
Lineage: Eukaryota; Fungi; Ascomycota; Dothideomycetes; Pleosporales; Didymellaceae
Exons: 2
Coding region: 1-951 (316 amino acids)
Source: RefSeq, a predicted model, not a curated record